Aegilops tauschii subsp. strangulata is the source of this 2154-nucleotide messenger RNA. Its product is annotated as serine/threonine protein phosphatase 2A 57 kDa regulatory subunit B' kappa isoform. Gene Ontology annotation, biological process: signal transduction. Gene Ontology annotation, cellular component: protein phosphatase type 2A complex. Gene Ontology annotation, molecular function: protein phosphatase regulator activity. The record is from RefSeq and is a predicted model, not a curated record. NCBI's taxonomy places the organism in Eukaryota, Viridiplantae, Streptophyta, Magnoliopsida, Poales, Poaceae.
UCCCCCCUCCCCGCCCCUCCCUCCCCCCGAGAGCCCAUCCAUGGCCGCCCCCCGCCCCCGGAUCUGGCCCUGAGGCCGCCAUUGCUGGAUCCGCCUCCCCCCCUCCGCGCCGUCGCGCUCCCGGCUCCUCCGCGCGCCCCGUUGAUUGAGGCGGCCUGUCCUUCCCCCCCUUUUUUGGCGGUGCGUUCAUCCGUUGGUUCUUGAUCCGUCGCAUUUGCGCCGGUGAGCUGCCCGAGAGCAAGGAAUUCACCCUGAGAUCUCCGGUCGCUGUUGCCGUGGAAGUCCCCCCUCUCUCUGCCAUUGCAAUCUCCUGUUGCUGUCGCAAGGUGCGUCUUUUACAUAUAAUUUCUGCGAGGAAUUUCGCGGCCGGUUCUCGGGAGGACGGAUUCCUCGCAAUGGUUCUUUGAUUGGGGGAGAAUUUGAUGUGGUGUUGGUGCCGCCGUAUUCUGCCGCCAUGUGGAAGCAAUUUAUCGGCAAGCUGUCGUGGAAAUCGCUGAAAUCUGGCCCUGGAGGCAACGGCGGAGGGGGCUCGCCCACGGCGAAGUCCAAUCCCAUGUCCCCCAGGGAGAAUGGGGCAUUCGGGAAGCCCCCCGCCUCGCCCAGGUCCCCCUCGGGGGCCGCCGGAGCCGAGGGGAGGUCCAGGGAGGACGCCUUCAUCGAGAAGGUGACCAUUUGCUGCACGGUGUACGACUUCACCGACCGGGGCAAGGACUCGCCGGAGAAGGAGAGGAAGCGGCAGGUCCUUAUGUCCCUCGUCGACUCCAUUGGCGCCGCCGAGGAGCCCCUCACGGAGGCGAUGAUGUCGGCGUGCGUGCGCAUGUUCGCUGUCAACCUCUUCAGGGUCUUCCCGCCCAAGGUCCGAUCAGGCACCACCACGUCGGAGACAGAGGAGGACGAGCCCUUCUUCGACCCCUCUUGGUACCACCUGCAAGUUGUGUAUGAAUUGCUUCUGCGGUUUGUGACCUCGCCAUUUGUUGACCCCAAGGUGGCAAGGAAGUAUGUGGACAGUUCGUUCAUCUCCAAGCUGCUUGACCUGUUUGAUUCCGAUGAUCCCAGAGAGAGGGACUGUUUGAAGACAGUGUUGCACAGGAUAUAUGGAAAAUUCAUGGGAAACCGACCGUUCAUCCGCAAGGCUGUGAGCAACAUCUUCUAUAGGUUCGUCUCCGAGGCCGAUCAUCACAAUGGGAUAUCCGAGCUGUUGGAGGUGUUUGGCAGCGUGAUAAGUGGGUUUGCAAAGCCAUUGAAGGAGGAGCAUAAGUUGUUCCUAUGGAAAGCGUUGAUCCCGCUUCACAAGCCUAAGACAGUGGGUGUAUAUCUGCCGCAGCUGACCUACUGCAUAACACAAUUUAUAGAGAAGGAACCCAAGCUUGCAGGGACUGUGAUUAGGGGUCUGUUGAAGUACUGGCCAGUUACAAAUAGUCAGAAGGAGAUGAUGUUCUUGGGGGAGUUAGAAGAAGUGCUUGAGUUGAUUGACAUGGCUGAGUUUCAGAAGUGCAUGGUGCCAUUAUUCCGGAGGAUUGCGACUUGCCUCAAUAGCUCCCAUUUUCAGGUUGCUGAGAGAGCCUUAUUCUUGUGGAAUAAUGAACAUUUGUUCGAUAUGAUCUCCCAAAACCGUCAAGUGAUUGUACCAAUCGUAUACCCAGCUCUGGAGAGAAAUGCACGUUUGCACUGGAACCAAUCGGUUCUCAACGUUACUAUGAAUGUGAGAAAAAUGUUCUUCGACAUGGACGAGAGAUUGCUCCUGACUUGCCAGAGCAACUUCCAAGCGGACGAAGAGAAGCGAGCCGCAGCGGAGGAGCAUCGAAGGCUCACAUGGGAGCAACUGGAGCGGAAUGCCGACCCUGCAUUCCGACCAGCCAACGCGCCCCCUUCUUCGGCCCCUCCGAGAGUCCCCACCGUGACAUGACACGGGUCCGAAUAUACUCCGCCCCACCUUCCCUUGCUUCCUAGCUAGCUAGAUGAAGUUGCUUGCUUCUCUGGGAUACAGAAGGCGUUUUGUUACCUUUGUAAACCCCCCCACCCUUGCCACAAAGUCUGUAAUUAAUAGUUGUUGAUUCGAAGACAAAUGGAUUCUUGAUUUUUUCCUUUUCUUUUUUGCGGCGAAUUCUCGAGUAAUGGGCAUUGCUUUCUUGGCAAAAUCUUGAUUGAGAUUUA